UCUGCAGAUUUACCUCACUUAUUGGUAUGCUUGCUUCACCAACCGAGUCAACGUAACAUCAUGUACUGUGGUGGAACGAGUGUACGGAGGUACCUCAUGAACUGGUGCUGUGGUGGAUUUGCCGUGUUGCUCCAUGCUGCGUCAAUAUCCCCACCCCAUCCCAAAACAUCAUCAAACAGUGCAACUCAAGCACAUUCGAGUGUGCCAAACGCUCCUUCGGCUCCGCAGAAGAACUACCUUAACCUGCAGGAGAGCCGAAAGGGGUAUUCCACUUCCCCCACACUCGGACCUACCACAAUACAGCGCAUCGACGCCCGGGCGUCGAGAGUAUGAUGAAGGGCGCGAUGAGGAGAGCCAACACGGGGUGUCGGAUGCCAGGUGCCGAGGCUGCAUUCCAGACCUGUCGGGCCCCGGGUUGGCGAGCCGGAUAAUGUUGUGGCUUCAAGGCCUCCAGAGAGUGAAUCCAGCCAAGAAAACUGUGGGUAAGGGUAAGAAAUUGUACGUUACUCAUCGUAUAAUGUAUAAGCGCGUAAUGAGAGAGAUGCCGUUGGGCCCGAUGAAAGAUCGGGACCGAACUCCUCGCUGCUCGGGUUCCAGCCAGCUGCCCGAUGGGGCUAAAGCGGGAGUAAUCUCGUUG
Molecule: messenger RNA, 637 nt
Organism: Parathielavia appendiculata
Lineage: Eukaryota; Fungi; Ascomycota; Sordariomycetes; Sordariales; Chaetomiaceae
Exons: 1
Coding region: 61-333 (90 amino acids)
Source: RefSeq, a predicted model, not a curated record